UAAAUUUGUAAAUUUAUGUAUAUAAAGUUAAUAAUAAAUAUUAAAUAAUAAUAACUAUUAGAUAUAAGAAAAAACAUUUUGUAAAAUCAACAAUUGUGUGUUGUGACAUUUGAAACUGUGUAAACAACAUAAUCCAUGAUAAGAAAAUAUAAAAAAAAAACAAUUGUUAAAUUAAUAAUAGACAUAGAUACAUAAAUAAUAACAAUGUUGUCAAGAAAAAAUAAAGAUUUACGUACAAUCAAAGAAGGAGUUGUUGGUAAAUAUAUUAAAAAAGAUACUCCACCAGAAAUACCAAUUAUCAAUGUAUGGACAACAGAGCCAAAUAGAAGAGCAAGAAGAAGAAAUAAUAAUACCAAUCAAUCAUCAAUGCCUUCAACAUCAAUGGCAAUGGGUCAACAACCAAGUAUGGUACAAAAAUUUGGUAAUAUUAAAACAACAACAAGUGCUGUUGGUCUAGGAAGUCAUGAGGGUAAAUACACACCAAACAGUUCAGUUCCAAAUUUAGCUCAACGUUUUGCAAGUUUAUUAGUCAAACCAGAUUGUGUAAUUGAUGAACGUCAUGAGUCACAUGCUCUGUUGCCAGUACACACUGUUGAUACAACAAAUCAUAUAUAUGCUAAUCAAUAUGCUGGAUCAGAGUAUCAUCUUGAUCGUGUACAAUCAUCACAAAUACCAUUUAUGCAAUUUAAUAAUGAUGCUGAGUAUGAAAAUUUGGAUCACGCUGUAUUAAGACAACAAACAGCUGAUUACAGUAAAAGUAAUUCAGGUAGGUCAAGUUCACAAUGUGAAUUACCAUCAGCACCACCUGAAUUACCAUUACCACCAGGUUGGUCUAUUGAUUUUACACUACGAGGUAGAAAAUAUUACAUUGAUCAUAAUACUAAAACAACUCACUGGUCUCAUCCAUUAGAAAAAGAAGGUCUACCAACUGGCUGGGAAAAAAUUGAAUCAACCGAACAUGGAGCAUAUUAUGUCAAUCAUAUUACAAGACAAGCACAAUUUGAUCAUCCAUGUUAUCCAUUUGAAACACAAAAAGGUGUGAUUGAAGAACCACCAAGACAUACACAUUUUCAUUCACACAGUGUUCUGGUACCAGCAAAUCCAUAUUUAACUGAAGAAAUACCACAUUGGCUUAAUGUAUACAGUAGAGCAUCUGUUUCAUUGGAUAGAAAAUUGAGAUGGGAGCUAUUUCGUUUACCUGAAUUGGAUUGUUUUAGUUCAAUGCUAACAAGAUUAUAUAAACAAGAACUUGAAGAAGUUGUUAUGAGAUAUGAAGAAUACAGAUCAGCUUUAUUAUGUGAAAUGGAACAAAGACUUAGAGAAUUAAAUCCAGCAAAUUGUUCAUCAUUUACUGGUGCUGUUGCUCUUCGUAGAUCAUUACCUUGAUGAUAAAUUAUUAUUAAAUUUACACUCAACAUGUUAAAGAUUAAAUAAUAUUUUUGUAAUUUUUAUUCUACAUUAUUAAAUAGUUUAUUUUCAAUUUUACAAAAA
Molecule: messenger RNA, 1491 nt
Organism: Aphidius gifuensis
Lineage: Eukaryota; Metazoa; Arthropoda; Insecta; Hymenoptera; Braconidae
Product: scaffold protein salvador-like
Exons: 4
Coding region: 205-1386 (393 amino acids)
Biological process (GO): hippo signaling; regulation of cell population proliferation; apoptotic process
Molecular function (GO): protein binding; molecular adaptor activity
Source: RefSeq, a predicted model, not a curated record